AUGAGCAUUGCUGCUUCUUGGAUACAACUCACCGAGUACAACAACAAUUUCUUUUACUACAGGAGAAACAAUCUCUACAACAACAUUUCAACAGCAUGGUGCAAUGAACAAGGUAUCAAACCAAAGGACUUUAAUUUAGCAUCGUACGAGAUUGUGAUUUGUCCUUUUGGUGGUCCGAUUGCCAUGUUCAAAAAACCAUCAUCGAGCAUGUUAUUCGGAGAAGGAUCAUCAAGUCAAUCAGCAUUGAGUGAAUCACAAAUGAUUUAUAUAUAUUCUGCUGCUUGUAAAUAUUUGAGAAAGAUUGAUCAGAGUAAAGAAGAGCCAUUGUUAGGGAUUGGUUGGACUGAUGAUAUGAAAUUGAUGGUUUUGACAAAAAAACGAUUACUCCUCUACAAUGUUUUUAAUGGUGAGCGAUAUGCAGGUCCAUGGCAAAACGAAGACAUCAUCAAUAAUGACAAGAAGAGUGACAACAAUAGCAACAAACCGCAUCUUCCCUCCACAGCCAUGGAUAAGUUAUCAACAACAACAACCAACAAGAAAAAAGACGAUCCAUCACAUACUAACACCUCCACAGACACCACUUCCACCUUCAUUUCUGUUCCACUUCAAGCAGAGGAAGAAAUUAAAGCUCAUGCCUUCUUCGGAGAAGGAUGUGCUGUAUUUACAUCCAAGAGACGUCUACUCGUUGCGUACGACUUGUCAGAGGCUAAACCCUUCCACGAAUAUAUUUUCCCAAAAACUGGAAUUUCUCAAAAUGCUGAUCUCUCUCAAUCCGUUAUGACGGUUGUACCCAAUUAUGAACUUUCAGUGAGAAAGAAAAAACCUAAAGUGGAGGGUAAAAAGAAGGCUGGAGCAGCAUCGGAUGGACCACACGAUCAUGAUCACGAAGACGAGGAAGAAGAGGACGACUCGGACGAUGAUGAAGAGGAUGAAAAGACGAGCUCUUCCAGUAACAAUACUUCACCAAAAUUAGCACAAUCUUCUGGUCCUAUUACUAAAAAGAAGAGUGGAUUCUUUGGAAUGUUGGCUCGAAGAAAUGCUCGAGCAUUAAAUAAUGGAGCCUCACUCGGAAGUGGUGGUGGUGGUGGUGGAAUUGAAACAAAAUCCUUCAAAGUCGGAAAAGGACCACUUGUAUUAUUCUGUACUCCUGAUAAGAUGACCAUUAUUAUGUGUUAUUCCAAUCUCUAUAAGGACAUGAAAUUAGAUGAGAGGUUGAAAGGAAAUAUUCAAGAACAAGAUACUUCUGGUUUUACCAAAAUUGCUCUCUCACCUGAUUUAAAGACAGUUGCCGCUUUUCAUCAAGCAUCUGGUCAUUUAUUUGUGUUUGAUUUGGCAUUGACUUCAAAUUAUUUGAAAUUUUUCACAGGAAUUACGGAACAUCGGUUGGAUCAAUUGGUGUAUUGUGGAGGAGAAUCCAUGAUGUUAUAUUGGAGCCCUGAAAAUAUUGGAGGUGGUGAUCAAUCUCUGGUUCUUUUAGUGAAUUGUUUUGGUCACUAUGAAUCUUUUACAUUUGAUGGACCUAUUGUUCUUUCUCAAGAAAUUGAUUGUGUUCGAUUUGUUACAUCAAAUAGUGUCGAAUUUAUUGAACGUAUACCUGAAAGUAUAGUUGAAGUUUUUAGAAUUGGAAGUUUGUCUCCAGCCGCGCUUCUCUAUGAUGCCUAUUCUGAUUUUGUGAAUGAACGAGCAACCUGUUUGAAAACAAUUCGAGAAAUUAAGAACAAGGAACUUGGAGAACAAAGCAUUGAUGCUCUGUUUGAUGGUGUCAACAAGUGUAUUGAUGCUGCAUGUAGAGAAUUUGAUACUAACAUUCAAGCUCAAUUAUUGAAAGCUGCCAUUUAUGGAAAGAAUUUUAUGAAAACUUCGAUUGAUGAAGCAAAAGCAUUCCAAACAAAAUGCAAAUACAUUAGAUUAAUGAAUGAAUUGAGAAAUAGAAGCGAAUUUCCAAUCACAUAUGAACAAAUUAUUGCACUAACUCCCCAAGUAUUGGUUCAAAGGUUAUCUGAAAUGCAUGAAUUUCUUCUCGCCUACAAAAUUUGUGACUAUUUGAAUCUUUCAAAAGCUAAAGUUCUUGAACAUUGGGCUAAAACCAAGAUUAGAAGUCAAAUGGAAGAAAAAGAUGAAGCAUCUCAAAUGAAGCUUCGUGACAGAAUUAUUGAAAAUCUUGGAAAAUUCUCAACCAGUGUGAGCUUUUCAAACAUUGCUAUGGAAGCAUACAAAGUUCAAAAACCCAAAUUAGCAAAGGCUCUCCUCGAAGUGGACUCUAAUCCUCACUCACAAAUCAAAUUAUACUUGUCCAUGCAUGAAACUUUGAGUGCUUUGGAAAAGGCACAACAGAGCAAUGAUACUGAUUUACUCUACGUUGUCAUUUUAUAUUUGAUCAAAUUCUUUGACACGUAUUACAUGUUUGAAAUGAUUGCAGAUAAGAAAGCAGCUAGAAAACUAUUUAUUUCCUAUUGUACUCAUCUUGGAAAAUUCAAGAAACUAGAAAAGUUUUACAAAUAUUUGAAAUCAGAUCAUAAUGAAGAUGCAGCAUCAAGAGAAAAUGGAUUUGUACAAUUAAGACAUGCUUUCAAGAAUUAUGAUUCACCUGAUGAUGACGCUGAGAAACGAUACGCGUAUUACCUUGAAAAAUCAGAAAAAUAUUUCAAUGAAAGAAGUAAUGAUAAAUUAGACGCAGAGUUUUCAUUAAAAUCAAGAGAGCUCUAUGGAUUGCAAAUGAAACUUGAAGAAGAAACAGAUGAAGAAUUUAUUGGAGCAACACUGCAAGAUACGCUCUAUAGAGUCAUGAUUAGUCCAACACUCAGAGAAAAGAAAGGAGAACGAAAGAAAUACGUCAAAAUACUCAAAAAGAAUUUUGGAGUCUCUGAUAAGAGAUAUUACUUUUCAAAAAUCAAGGCUCUUGUACAUUUGGGUGAAUGGAAAAAGUUGGAAACAUUUGCAAACAGCAAGAAAUCACCUGUGGGUUACAUUCCAUUCGUAGAAGAGUGUUUGGCCUCUCCAAAACCUGAAGAAGCUCUCAAAUUCAUUCCAAUGAUUGAAUCAGUUGAGACCAAAGUGGAAUAUUGGAUCAACAUGCUCAAAUUUAAGGAAGCCAUCGAAGCAGCAUUUGAAGCUCGAGACGUUGACCUACUUGAAUACAUCAAAAAGAAGACAAAGAACAGCAAGACAAAGGACACGAUCGAUCAGUGCAUUCAACAACUUAACAAGUAA
This is a messenger RNA of Naegleria lovaniensis, 3210 nucleotides long. RefSeq lists its product as uncharacterized. The record is from RefSeq and is a predicted model, not a curated record. Gene Ontology annotation, biological process: endosomal transport; vacuole fusion, non-autophagic; intracellular protein transport. NCBI's taxonomy places the organism in Eukaryota, Heterolobosea, Eutetramitea, Acrasida, Naegleriidae. The coding region runs from base 1 to 3210 and encodes 1069 amino acids. Gene Ontology annotation, molecular function: actin binding. Gene Ontology annotation, cellular component: HOPS complex; cytoplasm; lysosomal membrane. The transcript has 2 exons.